CAUCUGUUCACAUUUACCCAGCUGAAUACUUAAGAUCCGUGCAUUUUAUGGUUGUCUACUUAUAAAAGACAAUGACUACUGAUGAAGCUGCCAAGAACAAUGGAGAAAGCCCCGCAGCAGCUGUUGCUGAACAGGGAGAGGCUAUUACCUGCAAAAAAGAUAGAGGAGGAUUAAAGAUUGUCAAAAGAGUGGGAAAUAGUGAGGAAACCCUGAUGAUUGGAGACAAAGUUUAUGUCCAUUACAAAGGAAAAUUGUCAAAUGGAAAGAAGUUUGAUUCCAGUCACGAUCGAAACGAACCAUUUGUCUUUAGUCUUGGCAAAGGCCAAGUUAUCAAGGCAUGGGACAUUGGGGUGGCUACCAUGAAGAAAGGAGAGAUCUGUCAUUUACUGUGCAAACCAGAAUAUGCAUAUGGCUCGGCUGGCAGUCUCCCCAAAAUUCCCUCGAAUGCAACUCUCUUUUUUGAGAUUGAGCUUCUUGAUUUCAAAGGAGAGGAUUUAUUUGAAGAUGGAGGUAUUCUCCGAAGAAUCAAACGGAAAGGAGAAGGGUAUUCAAACCCAAACGAAGGAGAGACAGUAGAAAUCCACCUGGAAGGCCGUUGUGGUGGAAGGAUGUUUGAUUGCAGAGAUGUGGGGUUCAUAGUUGGCGAAGGAGAAGACCACGACAUUCCAAUCGGAAUUGACAAAGCCCUGGAGAAAAUGCAGCGUGAGGAACAAUGUAUUUUGUAUCUUGGACCACGAUAUGGUUUUGGAGAGGCGGGGAAGCCUAAAUUUGGCAUUGAACCUAAUGCUGAGCUUAUAUAUGAAGUUACAUUUAAGAGCUUCGAAAAGGCCAAAGAAUCCUGGGAGAUGGAUACCAAAGAAAAAUUGGAGCAGGCUGCCAUUGUCAAAGAGAAGGGAACUGUGUACUUCAAGGGAGGCAAGUACAUGCAGGCGGUGAUUCAGUAUGGGAAGAUAGUGUCCUGGUUAGAGAUGGAAUAUGGCUUGUCAGAAAAGGAAUCGAAAGCUUCUGAAUCAUUUCUGCUCGCUGCCUUCCUGAACCUGGCCAUGUGCUACCUGAAGCUUAGAGAAUACACCAAAGCCGUGGAAUGCUGUGACAAGGCCCUUGGACUGGACAGUGCCAAUGAGAAGGGCCUGUACAGGAGGGGUGAAGCCCAGCUGCUCACGAAUGAGUUUGAGUCAGCCAAGGGCGACUUUGAGAAAGUGCUGGAAGUAAACCCCCAGAAUAAGGCCGCGAGACUGCAGAUCUCCACGUGCCGGAAAAAGGCUAAGGAGCGCAAUCAGCGGGACCGCAGGAUAUAUGCCAACAUGUUCAAGAAGUGUGCAGAGCAGGACGCAAAGGAAGAGGCCAGGAAAGCAAUGGGCAAGAAGACUGUAGGAGGGGUCACCAAUGAAAAAGAAACAGCAAGUCAGUCGAUGGAAGAAGAGAAAGCCGAAGGCCAUGUAUGACACCACACCAAGGAG
Physeter macrocephalus (sperm whale) is the source of this 1460-nucleotide messenger RNA. RefSeq names its product peptidyl-prolyl cis-trans isomerase FKBP5-like. Bases 72 to 1445 code for a protein of 457 amino acids. The transcript has a single exon. The record is from RefSeq and is a predicted model, not a curated record. Gene Ontology annotation, molecular function: peptidyl-prolyl cis-trans isomerase activity; protein binding. Lineage: Eukaryota; Metazoa; Chordata; Mammalia; Artiodactyla; Physeteridae.